AUGUUCAAAACGUUCACUGCCAGCACUCUCAUUGCGCUGGCAGCUGCAGACCUACCAUAUAACCCUUCGGCCUUGUGGGUGUCGACGACCUCUGGAAAACAUGCAGUUGCCUAUUUCCUAUCACCUGCGUCCAACGAGGUCAAGUUCCAGUUUACAAACCUCACCAAAUCAUUCGAUGCCGCCUCUCCGUCCUUCUCGAGCAUCUCAUCGCCUCCUCUCUCCUCGAACAACGUCAAAGCUAUCGUUCCUAUAGCCGAUCCAGAUGGAGUCCCUACCAUAUAUGCCGGAGACUGUCAAUCUAGCAACGCCGAAGUAUGGCGAUUUGAAGGGAAGACAAACGAUGGCCCAGUUGCGGAUAGGACAUGGUCCAAAUCCACCAUUCAGCCGAAGAAAAACAGCGGAAACAUGUCGUGGAAGGGCCCCAACUAUCUGGCUGCGGGGGUUGGAUUCUCGAGCCCGGAUAGCGAUUCAGCUCCUGACAUCUACUUCUUUGCUGGGAUGUGUCCAACCGCCGAUGCAGGCCCGGAAUCCUGGGUAUCGGACGCUGAGUACUCCAGAAAUAUGACCUAUCUCCAAACCAGCAUGUCUCCGCCUAGUCCAGACUACAAUAUCGAUGUGUUAUCAAUCAGAUCCCCGCCUGUUGCCGAAGCAGGGUUCAGCAUGACACCCCUUGUACCGGCAUAUUCGAAUUCGUCCACAGGCGCCAUGUUGCGUCACCAAAGCUUCGUACUUGCUGGCGGCCACACCCAAACUGCUUUUGUCAACAUGUCGCAGAUAGCAUUGUUUUCACUUCCCGAGGAAAGCUGGAGCUAUGUCACGGUAAACCAGGCACUUAGCGAGUCGUCACAAGCACGCCUGCCGGAUGGUAUCUCUGGAAUUGAGCCUCGAUCUGGCCAUACUGCAGUCCUGACGCCCGAUGGCAGCAAAAUAAUUAUAUUCGGAGGGUGGGUUGGGGAUACUUCGGUGCCUGCACAACCUCAGCUCGCUGUUCUUGAGAUUGGUGAGGAUUAUGGAGGCUCCGGUGACUGGACCUGGGAAAUUCCAAAAUCUUCGCCAGACGGACUGCCAGCGAAUACCGGAAUAUUCGGUCAUGGGGCUGCCAUGCUUCCUGGAGGUUUAAUGCUCGUGAUGGGCGGAUACAAAAUACCCCAAAGGUCGUCCAAGAGGGCCAGCAAUGAAUUCAUGAUCAAUGACCGGGCUUUCCUUUUCAACACCAGUUCCGGAACCUGGGCCACAUCAUAUGCUGCCCCGUCGAACAUUUCUGAUUCAAACGACUAUCAUCGAGGUCCACUAUCUACAACACUGCAGAAGGUAGGCCUAGGGGUCGGCCUUGGAAUCGGGGUACCUGUUGCCGCCUUGGCCAUGUUAGCCUGCUUCAUUCUCCGCAAUCGACGUUCUCGCGAGCAUCGUAAAAACCGUGAGCAAACGCUCCGUAGUCUUGCACUGGGCGCCGAAAGGCCACAUUUCGAGGUACCAGAUCUCGACCUCGAUGCAAACCAACCAAUGAUGCAAGUAGAUCCUGCCCAGCGCUAUGGGUUUGGUGGAUAUCAGGAUCCUCACAGUCCCCCGUCCGGACCCCUGGCUGCUGAACGAACAGGCCUGCUGUUGGACAAUCCAAGCCCGACUAGAGGCUUACGAGCGAGUGUACGUUCCCGAGGAUACCAACCAACCCUUUUUCAGGACGAUCCAAGACGAAACAUUAAAUUCUCCCAAAUUCAGCCUAUCGACGAGGGCGAGGAGUACGACGUCAGACAGUCGCUACCAGACGGAGAUGUUGCUGGGUGUAGAGAUAGCAAGAUUUCUAAUUCCUCAGAUCCUUUCAAAGACCCUCCUUCUCCGUCAAAAGUCUGUUUCCCUUCACUUGUGCCACAAGAUCGGUCUGGAUCGCAUGUCAGCGAUGAGAAUGUACACAAUUGGGUACACACAUUGAGUGGAGAGAAGCUCGAGAAGCCUCCCAGCAUCACGUCAGACAAACAAGAUCGUACUCUCUCGAACCUAUCGGGCACGUCAGGGACUUCUUCUUCCUCUAAUCGCACAAAUCCAAGAUUGCUCGACCGUUCUAUUUCCCAGAGAUCAAACUUCGGCAACCCCUCGAACUUCAGCCCUGAGAGAGGAUAUACUGCUGAUUCCGAUAGAGCGGCUCACAGCCGAAUUGUUUUAUCGGGAAGGCCUUCCUCCCAGCUUUCUUUCGCACAUUUGCAGGCCGAAGGCUCAUCGCUACUUGGAACAAACCCUUCUUGGAUGCCACAACAGGACCCGAAUGCACCUGCAGAGCAACGGCCGGGAUCAGUUACUUUAGAAUUGGCAGGGACCAUUCGGCGAGUUUUGGGCUCGUUGAGGCGAUCAGAAAAUUCCGAUGCUAAUAAAGCAGCCAAUCAGACAGAAUCUCGCGCGACAAAUCAACGAAGUUCAAGUACAAGCCCGACCAAAAGUUUCUACAGUCUACCUGAAGACGAGGAAAACCAGGUCAAUCUAGAAGGCGCACAAGGAGUUACACAACGUCCGCGUCGGGCAGUUAGUACAAGCUCGUCCGCCCUUAGGUGCAAACAAGGAGCCAAAGAUUGGAACGCACAGCGUAAAUCAGGCGAUAGUACAUUCUUACGGCAGGGCAGAGCUCGAUAUGAGUCGCCAUCCCAUGAGGCCGGAAGUGUGGUUGGUGGUGCAAGUUUCAGAAGCAGUGAGGAUGAUUAUGAUUACGAUGACGAAGAUUGGGAUGUCGAGGCUGCUGCUGAGGGCAGAGUGGUGCAGGUUACAUUUACUGUGCCCAAGGAGAGAUUGAGAGUCGUCAACGCCGGUGCUGGAGAUACCAUUGAUGACGAUGAUGAACGUGAUGACAACGAUAAAAAGCUGAAACGGAAGGAUGUCGACACCAAUGAUGAUUAUGAUACCAAAGAUAACGCGAAGGCUCAAUCCCAAAUUCCGAAUCUAUGA
Messenger RNA from Arthroderma uncinatum, 2931 nucleotides. RefSeq lists its product as uncharacterized. The coding region runs from base 1 to 2931 and encodes 976 amino acids. The record is from RefSeq and is a predicted model, not a curated record. NCBI's taxonomy places the organism in Eukaryota, Fungi, Ascomycota, Eurotiomycetes, Onygenales, Arthrodermataceae. The transcript has a single exon. Gene Ontology annotation, molecular function: protein binding.